AUGUCCUAUGACUGGAACAACCACCUGAGGGUCACCGUCCCUAAUGACUUCUCCGACAGCCUGUGCGGCCUGUGUGGCAACUAUAAUGGGGACCCCUCCGAUGACUUCCGGACCUCAGAAGGGGACCUGGCUCCCAGUGUCGCCGUCCUGGGGAAAAGCUGGGCAGUGGAAGAUGAGGAUCAGUUUUGCUGGCACGAUUGCAUUGGAGGUUGCAGGCCCUGUGCCGCCAGCAUAGCCAGAAAGUACAAGGAAGAGGCCUCGUGCGGCCUGAUAGCCAAGGUCUCAGAUGGGCCCUUCAGCCAGUGCCACACCAAGGUGGAUCCUACAGUCUACUUGGACAACUGCGUGUAUGAUCUGUGCCACAACGACGGCUACAGGAAGGCCCUGUGUGAGGCCCUGAAGGCCUAUGCGGACGCCUGCCAGCUGGAGGGGGUCAGGAUUGGGGAAUGGAGGCAGCUGGCCAGAUGCCCCAUGGAGUGCCCGCUGGAGAACAGCCAGUACCAGCUCUGUGGAACAGCCUGCCCAGCCACGUGUGUGGACCAGUCAGCCCCUAGCAGCUGCCAAGACCCCUGUGUGGAAAGCUGCCAGUGCAAGGACGGUUUUGUGCUGAGCCAGGGCAAAUGCAUCCCCAAGAGCAGCUGUGGGUGCCAGUUUGAAGGGCGCCCCUAUGCCCCCAAUGUGAGUUUCUGGGUCGAUGAGGUAUGUGGGAUACGGUGCAUGUGCAAUGCAGCCACUAGACAAGUCGAAUGCGUGGCCUCUACGUGCAAACACUCAGAGAGGUGCGGGCUAGUGAACGGCGUACGGGGCUGUUACCCCUCCAGCUACGCCACCUGCUCUGUGACAAGGAAUCUGCACUACACCACCUUUGAUGGACAGAGAUACGACUUCCAAGGCACCUGCCGCUACCAGCUCACGGCCCUGUGCAAGAAGGCGGAGGGACUAGUGGACUUUGGAGUCUACUUCCAGGAGAACAAUACCGCUCCUCUACAGAUCAAGGUUUAUCAGACCAACCUCAGGCUCAGCAAUCAAUUCCCUGGGAAAGUCCUGAUGAAUGGUUUCCUGAUUAACCUUCCCUUCAACCUCAAUGAUAAGAAAACCACUGUGUAUAGAAAGGGCUGGGCCACAGUGAUCCAGACAGACUUUGGUCUCACCGUUACCUAUGCUGGGUGGUCAGGACGCAUCACGGUCACUCUGCCAGUCACCUACACGGGAGCCGUGUGUGGUCUGUGUGGCAACUUCAACAGGGACAGGGAGGAGAACUUGCUCAUGAGGGAUGGCACGCUGGCACCAAGCCCAGUCAGCUUUGGCCAGAGCUGGAAGGUGGGCGACCUCCGGGGAUGCUCUGCAGUAACGAUACCCCCAUGCGCAAGUGUAGAGGCUAUUGAAAAACAACAACGAGGUAGCAGAGGACAGUGUGGGAUCAUCCUAGACAAGAGUGGCCCCUUCAGAGGAUGUCACAGCAAAGUGGACCCCCAUGGAUUCUUCAUAGACUGCGUGUACGGCUAUUGCAUCCUCAGUGGGCAGGAGAGUAACGUCUGCCAGGCCGUUGCUGGCUAUUCCGAGGCAUGUCAGGAAGCUGGAGCUGUGGUGCAUCCCUGGAGGACGACAAAGUUCUGCUCUCCAUCCUGUCCCCCAAACAGUCACUACGAAUUCUGCAGCAGCAGCUGCGAUCUGACAUGCAGCAACCUCUAUGCCCCGGUGCAAUGCACGACCCAGUGUAAGGAAGGCUGCGUGUGUGACGAGGGCUUUGUUCUCAGUGGUGACCACUGCGUCCCCUUUUCCCAGUGCGGAUGCCUCCACUGGGGACUUUACUACCAUGCCGGGGAGACCUUCCACCCGAGCGGUUCAUGCGAGGAGCAGUGCGUGUGUCUGGCUGGUGGGGAGGUUGUGUGUAAGGCAUUCUCCUGCGGCACUGGUGAGCAAUGCAGGGUGGUGGACGGAGUCCAGAAAUGCCACCCAUUUGGAUCUGCAACCUGUUCUGCCUCUGGCCAUUCCCACUACCUCUCUUUCGAUGGGGUCCCCUUUGACUUUCAAGGCACCUGCACCUACAUCCUGGCCAAGACCUGCGCCGAUGCCAGUCACCUUACACCAUUCACUAUCAGUGUAGAGAAAGAAGACUGGGGCAGCGGGAACAUCUCCAUGGCCAAGCUGGUAUCCAUCCAGGUGUAUGGGAUCACACUCACCCUGCUGCAGAACAAACAGGGGCUCAUCAUGGUGGACGGGGUAUCCCACGAUCUCCCCGUGAUAAUGGUCAAUGGGCAGCUCCGAGCAUAUCAACACGGCACUAAUGUCCUGGUGCAAACUGACUUUGGCCUCAGUGUGAGCUACGACUUGGUUUACCAGGCCAGAGUCACCAUCCCAGGGACCUACCAGGGCCAGACGUGUGGCCUGUGCGGGAACUACAAUGGACAGCAGGACGAGGAGUUCCUGCUCCCCAGUGGUAGGACAGUCCCUGAUGUGGCAGCAUUUGGCUCUGCUUGGGAAGUCGAGAUCCCAGGAGCAUCCUGUACAGACAGAUGUCCUGGAAACAGCUGUCCAGUUUGCGAAGAGAAGAAGAAGGAGGUCUUCAAAGGGCGCAACUACUGUGAGCUGCUCACAGACCCCAACGGCCCCUUCGCGGCCUGCCACAGCGUGGUCAGCCCCAGCGUGUAUCAGAGCAACUGUCUGUACGAUGUGUGCCUGGGAAACGGGGAUGCACAGGUCCUGUGCCAGAGCAUCCACAGCUACGUGACGGCCUGCCAAGAGGCUAAGGUGUUCAUCCAGCCCUGGAGGAGCGCCUCCUUCUGCGCUGUGAGCUGCCCGGUUAACAGCCACUACAAGGUCUGCGCUGACCUCUGUACCACCACCUGCUCUGGAGACAUCCUAGACUGCCCAGAGACCUGUGCUGAAGGCUGCCAGUGUGACGAGGGCUUCCUCUUCGAUGGCCAGGGCUGUGUGACUCUGCAGAGCUGUGGGUGCUUCGAGCAUGGGAGAUAUUACAAGCCCAGUGAGACAGUCCUGAGAAAUGAGUGCCAGCAAAACUGCACUUGCGUUCCUGCCCGAGGGGUGACUUGCAAAGCUCACAGCUGCACCAGUGGAGAAAAAUGCCAGAUCAGAGACGGCGUCAUGGACUGCAUCAGCCAAGAUAUUCCAAAGCCAUCGUGCAGUGUGGUCCGCUGUAGGGAAGGAACUAUUUGCAAGAUGAUAAAUGAGCAGCCAAAGUGUGUGCCAGUCUCUCGGGGCACGUGCAGGGCCGGGGGAUACUUUCAUUACCACACCUUCGAUGGAUGGGCGUAUGAUUUCCAUGGCAACUGCACCUACACGGUGGCCAAGACCUGCAGGGAUGCUUCCGGCCUGCCCUCCUUCCAUGUCAUGGUCAAGAGUGAGAACAGUGGGAACACACAGGUUUUCUACGUUGGGUCGGUGACUGUCCAGGUGGAUGGAGUCACCGUCACAGCAGCCAGGGCUGAAGCCGGCUUUGUGUGGGUGAGUGCUGGGUGCGCACGUCCACCCUACUCCUAUAUCCACCCUGUAGGCUUUGCUAAAUAG
Molecule: messenger RNA, 3528 nt
Organism: Chelonia mydas (Green sea turtle)
Lineage: Eukaryota; Metazoa; Chordata; Testudines; Cheloniidae
Product: IgGFc-binding protein-like
Exons: 8
Coding region: 1-3528 (1175 amino acids)
Cellular component (GO): extracellular matrix
Source: RefSeq, a predicted model, not a curated record